Messenger RNA from Doryrhamphus excisus (bluestripe pipefish), 5485 nucleotides. It is a transcript of the gene kif3a, whose product is annotated as kinesin family member 3A. Gene Ontology annotation, molecular function: microtubule binding; microtubule motor activity; ATP binding. Gene Ontology annotation, biological process: microtubule-based movement. The record is from RefSeq and is a predicted model, not a curated record. Lineage: Eukaryota; Metazoa; Chordata; Actinopteri; Syngnathiformes; Syngnathidae.
CGCAUGCGCAGACUGCCACAGCAGAGCUACCGAACGUGAGACUGAUGAUAUGGAUUCUACAAUGGCCUUUAAAUUCUUUGAAUAACCACUCCAAUGUCCAACGGUCGCCGCUUUACGAAUACCAGUCAUUGUACAUAUACUCUAAAUACAUCCCUGCUGUCUUACCAUGCCGAGCAACAAACUUGACAAGCCGGAGGUGAGUGAUAACGUCAAGGUGGUGGUUCGAUGUCGUCCCUUCAACCAGAAAGAGAGGGCCAUGGGCCACAAGCAGGCCGUCACGGUGGACGAGAUCCGCGGCACCAUCACCGUCAACAAGCUGGAGACCAUCCAGGAGCCUCCCAAAACAUUCACCUUCGACACGGUGUUUGGGCCAGACAGCAAACAGCUUGAUGUCUAUAACCUCACAGCCAGGCCCAUCGUUGACUCAGUGCUAGCAGGAUACAAUGGCACCAUUUUUGCUUAUGGACAAACUGGCACUGGGAAGACCUUCACCAUGGAAGGUGUUCGAGCAGUGCCAGAGCUACGAGGGAUAAUCCCCAACUCUUUUGCCCAUAUUUUUGGGCACAUUGCUAAAGCAGAGGGAGACACGAGGUUUUUGGUUCAUGUUUCAUACCUGGAGAUUUACAAUGAAGAAGUGCGAGACUUGUUGGCCAAGGACCAAACGCAGAGACUAGAGGUCAAAGAAAGACCAGAUGUUGGUGUGUAUAUCAAAGACCUCUCAGGCUAUGUUGCUAACAAUGCUGAUGACAUGGACAGGAUUAUGACUCUGGGCAACAAAAACCGAUCUGUCGGUGCCACCAACAUGAACGAGCAUAGUUCCCGAUCUCACGCUAUCUUCACCAUCACCAUCGAGUGCAGCGAGAAAGGUGUGGAUGGGAACCAGCAUGUUCGCAUGGGAAAACUUCAUCUGGUGGAUCUUGCCGGUUCCGAGAGACAAGGUAAAACCGGGGCCACGGGCCAACGUCUGAAGGAAGCCACAAAGAUCAAUCUCUCACUCUCCACCCUGGGUAACGUCAUCUCGGCUCUGGUGGAUGGAAAGAGCACUCACGUGCCCUACAGGAACUCCAAACUAACCCGUCUGCUCCAGGAUUCACUAGGAGGGAACUCCAAGACCUUGAUGUGUGCAAACAUCGGCCCUGCAGACUACAACUACGACGAGACCAUCAGCACACUGCGCUACGCUAACAGGGCGAAAAACAUCAAGAACAAAGCCAGAAUUAACGAAGACCCCAAGGAGGCAUUACUGCGAAAAUUCCAGAAGGAGAUUGAGGAGCUGAAGAAGAAACUUGAGGAAGGUGAGGAGAUCUCUGGCUCGGAGGGCAGCGGGUCAGAUGAGCUGGAUGAGGGUGAUGAUGACGGAGGCGAAGCCGGACAAGGACGCAGGAGACGAAGAGGAAAGAAGAAGCUUUCUCCAGAAAAGAUGGUGGAGAUGCAGGCCAAAAUCGAAGAGGAGCGAAAGGCAUUGGAGGCAAAGCUGGACAUGGAGGAGGAGGAGAGGAACAAGGCAAAGGCGGAGUUGGAGAAGAGGGAGAAAGAUCUUCUCAAAGCCCAGCAGGAGCACCAUCUUCUGCGUGAGAAGUUGUCCGCCUUGGAGAAGAAGGUGAUUGUGGGCGGCGUAGACCUCCUGGCCAAGGCUGAGGAGCAAGAGAAGCUCCUGGAGGAGUCCAACAAUGAGUUGGAAGAACGGCGCCGUAGAGCAGAGCGGCUUCGAAAGGAGCUGGAAGAGAAAGAGCAAGAGCGGCUGGACAUUGAGGAGAAGUACACAAGCCUCCAGGAGGAGGCCCAAGGGAAGACCAAGAAACUGAAAAAAGUGUGGACCAUGCUGAUGGCUGCCAAAUCAGAGUUGGCAGAUCUGCAACAAGAACAUCAUAGAGAGAUCGAAGGCCUCCUGGAGAACAUCCGCCAGUUGAGCCGAGAGCUACGACUCCAAAUGCUGAUCAUAGACAACUUUAUUCCUCAGGAUUACCAGGAAAUGAUUGAGAAUUUUGUGCACUGGAAUGAAGGCAUCGGAGAAUGGCAGCUGAAAUGUGUCGCUUUCACUGGCAACAAUAUGAGAAAACAGACCCCCGCUCCAGGCAAAAAAGAAAAAGAUCCAUUUGAGGUGGACCUGUCCUAUGUGUAUCUGGCCUACACUGAAGAGAGCAUGCAACAGUCACUGAUGAAACUAGAGAGGCCUAAAACCUCGAAGAGUAGCAAGAGUAGCCGCCCCAAGACUGGUCGGAGGAAGAGAUCAGCAAAAGCAGAUGCGGAGUCAAGUCGAGAAGAAGCCACACGUCAAUUCUGCGGAUGAUCUGAGUACACUGUAUAGCUGACACGGUUUAAAAAUGUGAAGCAGCAGUUGUUAGGCGUAUUCUAGUUCAUAGCAUUUCCCCCCCAGCUUUGGAAGACAUUUCAGCAGCAGCAGUCUGUCUAUUAAGCUCUGUUACAUUAGCACCUUUGACAGAGAGUCAAUCUGAAUUAUGCACGUCAUAGUGAUAGUUGCUAUUGUUACACUCAUUGGAUGGCGAUUGAGCUCCUUUGGAUAAUACGUUAUAAUACGUUGGUCAGCCCCAGAAAUUACACAUAAAUAUUGUGUGCAAAAGGCCUUGUCAAAUUAAUACAAUUAUUGCUAUAAUUUAAUUAGUCAUAUAGUGGAACCUCCAAAGUCUGAUACUGGUUGACGUCUGCGUAGUUCAAAUUUCAGAACAGAACGGCUGCAUCGGGGUCGAGUGGUUAGCACGCUGGCCACACAGCCGAGUUCAAUUCCACCCUCGGCCAUCUCUGUGUGGAGUUUGCAUGUUCUCCCUCUGCAUGCGUGGGUUUUCUCCGGGUACUCCGGUUUCCUCCCACAUUCCAAAAACAUGCUAGGUUAAUUGGCGACUCCAAAUUGUCCAUAGGUAUGAAUGUGAGUGUGAAUGGUUGUUUGUCUAUAUGUGCCCUGUGAUUGUCCGGCGACCAGUCCAGGGUGUACCCCGCCUCUCGCCCGAAGACAGCUGGGAUAGGCUCCAGCACCCCCGCGACCCUUGUGAGGAAAAAGCGGUAGAGAAUGAAUGAAUGAAUGAAUGAGUUAGCCAUUCUUAGUUAGCCAUUCCAAAACCUGUAUUAACUGUAGAAAAAAAAUUAAGUACAGUCAUCGCCUCACCGUGUUGUAGUUCGAACAUCGUCCCCUCGCUCUAUUGCAGUUUUUCAGAAUGAAGUAGUCAAAGAAUACUCUUUUGUGGCUUCUACAGCCCAUUAUUAGUCAUGAAGGUGAUGACGCAUGACCUUAGUACAUUACUUUAACACUGCAUGGAGUCAUGACAGAGCGAAAAGAAGUUCUCCUCCCAUUCCAUGUGGAAGUGGUAAGUUUUUGGCUUCUUACUUCUUCCUCCUUCCUCAUUCUGUUGGUAGCCCCUUUUUAAGUUUAGAAUAAAUACAUUUGAGGUUAACUGGUGAGCUCGAUAGCAUGCCAUGCUUACAGCGGCGCCCGUCUCUUGUGUCUCUGAAGUGAUCCCGUAGCCUGCUCGUAAGUGUUGAGCAAUUUGGUGUAAACAAAGAAUAAUAGGAGCGUAAAGAUGACUAUAGGGGUGUUACAAAAUAUCUAUGAGGCUCUAAUAAUCAUGAAAAACAUAAUUAUUAAGUCAUACAUAGGGUUUCUAUGCCCAAGCUAUAAAAAUAUUCAAUAUAUUACUAUUGACUCAUACUUUGCGGAAAUUGACUUAUGGUCACUUAACCCUUAGAUGCACGAGUGACUGGACCCUACACUCUUCCAUAAGUGGGUCAAAAAUGACCCAUAUUAGAAUCAAUGUGUUUUUAAGCCAUUUUUGCCAUUUUGGUUAGGAAUAAUGCUUAGCAUACUUGACUAUGCCAAUGCUAUAGUAUUCCAGAUUGACAGUAUCUCAGACAGGUGUAAUACCUAUACUGCAUAUUAUAUUUUACAAAAGCUGUGCUAGUAGUAACACAAAAACUAAAAUUUCUUAAAAUGUAUAAAAAAUAAGUUAAAAAUUUGAAUGGCAUUAUAUCAAAAACAUGUUUUUUAGGAAUACCUGGAAUAUGAAAUGAUGAAAAAUUUUCAUUACGAAGAUAUUUCAAGAAAACAACCUGUCCGGGUCAUUUUUGACCCACUUAUGGAAGGUUGGGGUAGUAACACAAAAACUAAAAUUUCUUAAAAUUUAUAAAAGGUAAGUUAAAAAUGUGAAUGGCAUAUUAAAAACAUUUUUUAGGAAUACCUGGAAUAUGAAAUUAUGAAAAAUUUUCAUUAGGAAGAUAUUUCAAGAAAACAACCUGACCGGGUCAUUUUUGACCCACUUAUGGAAGGUUGGGGUAGUAACACAAAAACAAAAAUUUCUUAAAAUUUAUAAAAGAUAAGUUAAAAAUUUGAAUGGCAUGAUAUCAAAAACGUGUUUUUUAGGAAUACCUGGGAUAUGAAAUGAUGAUGAUGGUUGGAAAAGAAAACCUGUAAUGUCUCGGCCCUCCAUGACAUACUUUUGACACCCCUUUUGACACCCCUACGCCAUCUGGCGAACCUUCUGUGGCGGUAUCAAAAAAGCCAAAGAAAAAGUAUAACCACUUGUGAGUUAUUAGUGUGUGUACAUAUGUAAUAAGUCACACAAGACGUGCUGACUCAUGCAUGAGGGUGGCAUGAACUCAUAAUUUCCGGUCAAAGUCCAAAUUGCACCAAUUUUGAGGUUCCACUGCAUGGUUUCUAUCUAGAUCAGGGGUCUCAAACUCGCGGGCCAAAUGCGGCCCGCAGGAUGCUAGUUUGAGUCCCCCGCCUACUUUGAUAUGGAUGCCAUAUGGUUUCACAAACCCAGAAAUGACAGCUUAAUGCUGCAUGCACACCGCACACAAUUGACGCGAUUUUGCCCCGCCCAUACGCAAGCGAACAAUCCUGCCUGUUUUGCUUUUUCUCUCAUCAUCAUCCAUGACUGAGAUCAAAACACUGAAAAAGUGUUUUUUUUUUUUGUUUUUUUUUUUUGGAAAACCUGAUGCGACCCAGCCUCACCCUCAGACCCUAGCUCCGGUGGCCCCCCCAAGUAAAUUGACUUUGAGAUCCCUGAUCUAGAUGUUAUGAACAAAAACUGAAAAUAUAGUAAAAUAUAAAGUUAGUUUGUUGAACAAACGCCCUCAAGGUUCAAUAUUGCCAUGACAGCAGUACAAAAUAUGAAGAAAAGCGCAUCUGCAGUUGUGAAGAGAAAGCCAUGUUGUCGUAAGUACAAGUGAAAGUGUGCUUUCUACUAUUUCACGUGGGCCAGAAGCAAAGGGGCAUGCAUGCCAGCCACUUCUUCUUAUAGUGCCGCUUUUUUUUAUUUUGAAAUGCUACCGCUAUACUAUCAAGAUGCACCAUAUUUACUGUACGCCUUAGUGUCUCAUGCACUCACUCGUAUGAGGUCAUUUCCUUUUAACAACACCUCCUAUCAUAGUGGUGAUGAAACUGGCUUUUGGUUUUAUAUCAUGAUGUAUGUCAAAUGUUUACGUUCACCGUGGAUGUUUUAUUUAUUAAAUUAUUUUACACACGUUUACCUCA